Messenger RNA from Drosophila santomea, 772 nucleotides. RefSeq lists its product as uncharacterized. Lineage: Eukaryota; Metazoa; Arthropoda; Insecta; Diptera; Drosophilidae. The transcript has a single exon. Bases 52 to 711 code for a protein of 219 amino acids. The record is from RefSeq and is a predicted model, not a curated record.
CAUUUCCCAUUAGCAGUAGCAAACGUAUCAGCAGAAGCAAUAGUAUCAACCAUGAAGCAAGCCGCCGUAGCCAUUAUCCUGACCCUUUUCGUGGCCAGUGGAUGGGCCCAACCUCUGGACAUGCCCGCCCAGCUGGACGCCCAGGUGCGCAGCGUGGUGGAUGAGAUGACUGACAUUGGCAAGACGACCGGCCAGGCACUGGUGCAGCAGUACGAUCAGAUUGUCCUGGAGCCACAGCAGGAGUUGGAGGCAGCCGUCGACCAGGUGGAGUCGCGUCGCGAACAGAGUCCCGAGUGCGUGGCCGCCGAGGAUGAGGAGAUCACCCGCAUUGUGAACGCCGCCCAUGAGGAACUGCACGCCUGCGGCGUUGUGGCUGCCCACACAUCCGCCGAAAUCGCCUCCGAUGUGAGUGCCGCCACCCAGCAGCUGGUCUAUGGAGGCUAUAACCUGGGCACCACCUACAACAAGUGCAACUCGUACAAGAACUCCGUGCUGAAGCAGACCUGCAUGGCCAAGUUCUAUGUCCAGGCCACCGUCUAUCUGGUCAGUGCGCGCUCCUCCAUCAAGACCAUCCGCCAGUCGACCAGCGAACGCAUCCCGGCCGUCUUCGCCGAUGGCAAUGUGUGCACCCACUCCGCAUCCUCGCAGGCGGUGCUCGGUCUCCAGGAGGUCAACAGCCACAUCGAUGCCUGCGUCUCCCGUCGUCGCUAGGUGAUCAAAAAUGGAUUCUCCUGGAUUCUGCAAAUAAAUAUUAUGGAUAUUCUAUGCCAAA